Molecule: messenger RNA, 3364 nt
Organism: Gossypium arboreum
Lineage: Eukaryota; Viridiplantae; Streptophyta; Magnoliopsida; Malvales; Malvaceae
Product: probable LRR receptor-like serine/threonine-protein kinase At1g06840
Exons: 21
Coding region: 293-3163 (956 amino acids)
Biological process (GO): protein phosphorylation
Molecular function (GO): protein binding; ATP binding; protein kinase activity
Source: RefSeq, a predicted model, not a curated record
UAUAAUAUUAAUGUGAAACAAGGAAAUAUCUGCAAAAGAUAAUGUCUAAACUAAAAAAUGUGUCUUGAUGAUUUUAUGAAUAUUGCUUAAAUGAGGAUGAGCAAACUAUGACAACAAUGGGGUUUAGGAAAAAGUCAACACCCAUCUCCAUCAUCAUUCAUUAUUUCAUUUGGUGUUUUAUACAGCUGCUGUUCGUCGACCUAAAACGACUUCCCUUUGCUUCCUUUUCUUCCCUCCUAGCUACUACUAAAUAUAAACGAGUAAGAGUUGAAGUUGAAAGGUUACGAAGAAGAUGAUGAUGAGAGUAAAGGAAUGCUUAUUGGCCUUGUGGCUAUGGUGUGGUUGUCUCCUUCUUCUUGCUUCUGACUCUCCUGUUACCGAUCCUUCUGAAGUUAGUGCGUUGCUUGCGGUGAAGAAGCAGUUGGUUGAUCCCUUGAACCGUCUCAGAAAAUGGAACAAAGGGGACCCUUGUACAUCCAGCUGGACUGGAGUUGAAUGUUCUGAUCAUCAAGGCAAUGAUGGAUACUUACAUGUUAAGGAACUUCAGCUGCAAAAUAUGAAUCUCUCUGGAACUUUAGCACCUGAACUUGGCCAACUUUAUCAUCUCGAAAUACUAGAUUUCAUGUGGAAUGAUUUGACGGGUAGUAUACCCAAGGAGAUAGGACAUCUCUCUACCUUAAGACUCCUACUCUUGAAUGGGAACAACCUAUCAGGUUCUUUGCCAGAUGAACUUGGCUACCUCCAAGAACUGGACAGAUUUCAAAUAGACCAGAACAACCUAUCUGGUCAAAUACCAAAAUCAUUUGCUAACUUGAGCAGUGUGAAACAUAUCCACUUCAACAACAACUCACUUAGUGGUCAAAUUCCCCUUGAGCUGUCUCUAUUAUCCACUUUGCUUCAUGUGCUUUUGGAUACUAAUAACUUAUCUGGAUAUCUUCCAUCAGAGUUUUCGAACUUACCAAAUUUGCGCAUACUUCAACUUGAUAACAACAACUUCAGUGGAUAUGAUAUUCCAGCUUCUUAUGGGAACUUUUCCAAAUUAACAAAAUUAAGUCUUAGAAAUUGCAGCUUGCAGGGAGCAGUUCCUGAUCUUAGCAGGAUAUCGAACCUUAGCUAUCUGGAUCUCAGCUGGAAUCAUCUUACUGGACCUAUACCAUCAAAUGAGCUUUCUCAUAAUAUGACAACCAUUGAUCUUUCAUAUAACCAACUAAACGGAUCUAUUCCUGGAAGUUUCUCGGACCUUCCUUUACUUCAGACCCUAUCACUACAGAAUAAUUUCCUGACAGGUCCUGUACCUACCAACAUAUGGCAGAACAUGUCCUUCGAUGCUAGUGCUAAGCUUAAUAUUGAUCUUAGAAACAAUUCAUUCUCAAGGAUUGAAGGAAAUCUUAAUCCUCCAGUGAAUGUUACCCUCAGGCUUGGAGGCAAUCCUGUCUGCCGAAAUGCGAACUCAUUGAAUAUAAGCCUGUUCUGUGGAUCUGAACCCGGAGAGGAUGACAUGCUAAACUUAAAUAGGUCCAAAAUGGAAUGCCGAAGUCAAUCAUGCCCCAUGGGCUACGAAUAUGUCCCAGCAUCUCCCGUUCCAUGUUUCUGUGCCGCUCCUCUUAGAAUCGGAUAUCGUCUAAAGAGCCCCAGUUUUUCUUAUUUUCCUCCAUAUAUCCGACCUUUUGAGGUGUACUUGACUAGUUCUUUGAACUUCAGCCUAUAUCAACUGUAUAUUGAUACAUACGUUUGGGACAAAGGACCACGUCUAAGGAUGUAUUUGAAGCUUUUUCCUAGUGUCAAUAGUACCCCCUCUAAUACUUUUAAUGAAAGCGAAGUUCGGAGAAUCAGGGACAUAUAUGCAUCAUGGUCUUUUAGUGGUAGCGACUUCUUUGGACCAUAUGAGUUGCUCAACUUCACUCUACUAGGACCUUAUGCAAAUAUUGACUUUGGGAGUGAAAAUAAGGGUAUCAGUACGGGCAUUGUGGUAGCGGUUGUAGUCGGGGGUGUUGCCUGUGCAGUUGCAACGUCUGUUAUCAUAACAAUUCUAAUGAAAAGAAGAUAUGCUAGACACCACCGUGCAGUGUCAAGAAAACGCUUAUCUACGAAAGCUUCUAUGAAAAUUGAAGGAGUGAGAGACUUUACAUUUAAAGAAGCGGCACUUGCUACUGACAAUUUCAAUAGCUCAACUCAAGUUGGACAAGGAGGAUAUGGAAAAGUGUAUAAAGGCACUUUAUCUGACAAAACAGUUGUUGCCAUAAAACGUGCAGAAGAAGGAUCAUUGCAAGGACAAAAAGAAUUUUUGACAGAGAUAAAGCUUUUGUCAAGGCUGCAUCACCGAAACCUGGUUUCACUCGUUGGAUACUGUGAUGAAGAAGGGGAACAGAUGUUGGUGUACGAGUUCAUGCCCAAUGGCACCUUGAGGGACUGGCUUUCUGCUAAAGCUAAAAACACCCUGAAUUUUGGAAUGAGAUUACGUAUUGCACUGGGUUCAGCGAGAGGAAUUCUUUAUCUCCAUACUGAAGCAAAUCCUCCAGUAUUCCACCGAGAUAUCAAAGCCACCAACAUUCUUCUGGACUCCAACCUUAAUGCAAAAGUUUCUGAUUUUGGUCUCUCACGGUUAGCUCCAGUCCUGGAAGAAGAAGGGACUGUGCCGGAUCAUGUUUCCACGGUUGUGAAGGGAACACCGGGUUACCUUGAUCCAGAAUACUUUUUGACACAUAAGUUGACUGAUAAAAGUGAUGUUUAUAGCCUUGGAGUUGUUUUCUUGGAACUGUUGACGGGUAUGCAUCCAAUAUGGCAUGGCAAAAACAUUGUCCGAGAGGUGAAAACAGCACAUGAAUCGGGCAUGGUAUUGUCUUUAAUAGACAGUAGAAUGGGUUGGUAUCCAGCUGAAUGUAUGGAGAGAAUGGUAAGUUUAGCCCUGAGUUGCUGCAAUGACGAGCCAGAGAAGCGACCGUCUAUGUUGGAUGUGGUGAGACAACUAGAAUACGUACUCAAAAUGAUGCCGGAAACUGAUUCGGUUUCUUCAUCAACCGAGUUGGUUCAAUUAUAUUCAGGCAAGUCAUUGACAUCGUCCUCGUCGUACGGUGGCACUAGCAGGGAGGUAUAUGCUUCGUCAUUGAAUGUGACAGGGAGUGAUCUUGUUAGUGGUGUAAUUCCUUCCAUUGCACCCCGUUGACAGUGAUAGGCAACAAGUGAACUUAUUGGUAUUAUUAUCAUUGUUAAUAAUAUGUAAAUAUAUACAACCAGUUUCAAUUUUUCUUCAUAAUAUACUAGAGGACUGUAAUGUGAUAAUCUAGGAAUGGUUGGCAUUUCAGAAUUGUACAACAAAUAAUAGCCAUUUUCCUUGGAUGCAUCAAUUACAUAAUUUCUUAUACAA